UAGUAAAUAGCGAAUUAAUUUUACUUGUUAAAUUAAAUACCUAUAAUUAUAUAAUACUCAGUCCAGUCGUGUAUUCAGAUCUAUCAAUUGGAAGAAACGAUGUAUUUACAAUUUCAAACAAUUCUGUUUUUUGGACUAAUUUUUUUAACAUCAGCCAAAACCACAUUUGAUGAAGUUAUUGAAGAAUUAACAUGGAAAAAUUUAGGAAUGGCACAAAACGAAUUUCAUGAUUGCAUUAAUCAAUUUAAUUUAAAUGCACUAAUAUACAUAGAAAGAGAAAAAAUUAAUCAACAAUUAAUUGAGUUGAAGGAUGAAAUCAUUCUCGGCAAUAUAGAACUAAAUGAAACGAGUGACAAAUUAUUAGAAUUAUUAGAAUUAGAUGCAUCACAUAAUUCAGAAGACCUUGAAAUUUGUUGUGCUAUUUUUCACGAGAAAUUAUUUGCAGUAGAACAACCCAAGUUCGACUCUACUGACCAUAUGGAAGUUAUGAUGGUUUUGCGAUUUAAUACAGCAGUGAAUAUUUUGUAUGAUUGCUUAAAACACUAUAAUUGUUUGAAUAUUUCUAUGGAUGAAAUUUUAUGGGGAUAUACUAACAGAAACCCAAAUUAUCGAAUCGAUGAACCAAAUUUAUUUUAUAGUACUGUUGGACUACUGGAUGAAAUAAAUAGUGGUUAUAUGACUCCAAACGAAUUCGUUAGUAUAAUAGAGAACUACGUACAUGGACCUGAUCACAAUAAACCUUAUGCAAACUAUUGUAGUGCUACUUACUACACGUAUUUGAUUACUGAAAAUUCAAUUUUAAAUAACAUAUUUGAUUAUUGUAGACAAUUUGAGCCUUGAAAUAAAAAUUUUUUUUCGCGUUAUGUUAUAAAUAAAUUUUAACACAUUUUGUUUUGUUUAAUAAUUUAGUUUCAUUAAAAGUUUUCUUACUGAUAUAUUUAAA
Daktulosphaira vitifoliae (grape phylloxera) is the source of this 943-nucleotide messenger RNA. RefSeq lists its product as uncharacterized. Lineage: Eukaryota; Metazoa; Arthropoda; Insecta; Hemiptera; Phylloxeridae. The record is from RefSeq and is a predicted model, not a curated record. Bases 100 to 840 code for a protein of 246 amino acids. The transcript has 6 exons.